Haemorhous mexicanus (house finch) is the source of this 619-nucleotide messenger RNA. RefSeq names its product LSM5 homolog, U6 small nuclear RNA and mRNA degradation associated (gene LSM5). The record is from RefSeq and is a predicted model, not a curated record. Bases 106 to 381 code for a protein of 91 amino acids. NCBI's taxonomy places the organism in Eukaryota, Metazoa, Chordata, Aves, Passeriformes, Fringillidae. Gene Ontology annotation, biological process: mRNA splicing, via spliceosome. Gene Ontology annotation, cellular component: U4/U6 x U5 tri-snRNP complex; U6 snRNP; Lsm1-7-Pat1 complex. The transcript has 5 exons. Gene Ontology annotation, molecular function: RNA binding.
AGGGGAGCGCGGGCGGUGCCGCAGCGGAGCGGGGCGGCGCGGCUGCCGGCCCGGCCCUUCCCGUGAGGGCGGGGGCGGCGGCCAUUGGGCAGGGCCGGUUCCGACAUGGCGGCCAGCGCGGUGUCCAACCCGUCCCAGCUCCUGCCGCUCGAACUUGUGGACAAGUGCAUCGGUUCACGUAUUCACAUCGUGAUGAAGAGUGACAAAGAAAUUGUUGGGACUCUUCUAGGAUUUGAUGACUUUGUCAAUAUGGUGCUGGAAGACGUUACGGAAUUUGAGAUCACACCUGAGGGCAGAAGAAUCACAAAGCUGGACCAGAUUCUGCUCAAUGGAAAUAACAUAACUAUGCUAGUUCCUGGAGGAGAAGGACCUGAAGUAUGAAGACAUGAAGUCUUCAGUAUGUAUAAAGUACAUAUGUACUUUAUAUGUAUAUGCAAAAUCUAAAUAGAGAUUUUGGGGUAGGAAUGUUUUGUUCGUUUGCUUUGCUUACACACUUGACAUUGUACAAAAGACAACUCUCUAGGAAAAGUGCUGGUGGUAGUGUUGAUUUUGUAAGUAGAAAUCAUGACUUUCUUGUAAAGACACCUGAACCUCUUCUGAAUAAAAGGCUUUUUCCUUA